Phacochoerus africanus (Common warthog) is the source of this 3595-nucleotide messenger RNA. It is a transcript of the gene GAS7, whose product is annotated as growth arrest specific 7. NCBI's taxonomy places the organism in Eukaryota, Metazoa, Chordata, Mammalia, Artiodactyla, Suidae. Gene Ontology annotation, biological process: actin filament polymerization; neuron projection morphogenesis. The coding region runs from base 472 to 1902 and encodes 476 amino acids. The transcript has 14 exons. Gene Ontology annotation, molecular function: actin filament binding. Gene Ontology annotation, cellular component: cytoplasm; plasma membrane; actin filament. The record is from RefSeq and is a predicted model, not a curated record.
UCCGCCGCCACUCCCUCGCCGCGAAGCCGGGCCGAGGGGGAUGCUCCGGGUCCCACCUCCUCGGGGAGCUGCGCAUUUCCGCGCGCCAGGGUGGCCCCGGCUCCGGCCGGCCCUCGCGGCGGCCGCCCGCGUUCCGCGUCCCCGGGAAGUUGUCUCCGGAGCCCGCGGCGCCUGGGUCUCCUCCCCCUGAGCCCCGCCCCCCGCCCCGAGCUGGGAGCUGCGAGCCGCGAGCCGCGAGCCGCCCGGCCCGGGGGCGUCGCCGCUCGCUCUCUGAAGCCAGCGAGUCUCCGCUUCCCUGCGCGGGGCUCGCGUCCCCCGCCUGGCCGGGGACCCCUGAGCACCCCCGAGACGGCGCGCGCCCAGAGCGCGGGAGCCCGGAGCGCCGGGCGCCUGGGACCCCGCGGGGCCGCUGCCCAGCCCGCAGGGCUCGUCAGGGAUGCUGGCUGCGCUGUGAGCCCGGGCGCUAAGGCCAUGUCCGGCGCCCGCUGCCGGACCCUGUACCCCUUCUCCGGGGAGCGGCACGGCCAGGGGCUGCGCUUCGCCGCCGGCGAGCUCAUCACGCUGCUGCAGGUCCCGGACGGCGGCUGGUGGGAAGGCGAGAAGGAGGACGGGCUCCGUGGCUGGUUCCCGGCGAGCUACGUGCAGUUGCUGGAGAAGCCUGGUAUGGUCCCCCCUCCGCCGGGAGAGGAAAGCCAGACUGUCGUCCUUCCACCUGGCUGGCAAAGCUACUUAUCCCCUCAGGGCCGGCGCUACUAUGUCAACACGGCCACCAAUGAGACCACCUGGGAGCGUCCCAGCAGUUCUCCUGGGCUUCCAGCCAGCCCUGGCCCUCACAGGAGCUCUCUGCCUCCAACAGUGAAUGGAUACCACACAUCAGGGGCCCCGGCGCACCCUCCCGAGACUGCCCACAUGAGUGUCCGAAAAUCCACCGGCGAUUCCCAGAACCUGGGAUCCUCGUCACCCGGCAAGAGGCAGAACAAGGAAAACACCAUCACGAUAAACUGCGUGACGUUCCCUCACCCAGACACGAUGCCCGAGCAGCAGCUGCUGAAACCAACCGAGUGGAGCUACUGUGACUACUUCUGGGCUGAUAAGAAGGACCCCCAAGGCAACGGCACCGUGGCCGGGUUCGAGCUGCUGCUGCAGAAGCAGCUGAAGGGCAAACAGAUGCAGAAGGAAAUGUCGGAAUUCGUCCGGGAAAGGAUAAAGAUCGAAGAAGAAUAUGCCAAGAACUUGGCUAAGCUCUCGCAGAACUCUUUGGCUGCACAGGAGGAGGGCUCCCUGGGAGAAGCGUGGGCGCAGGUGAAGAAGAGCCUUGCAGAUGAGGCGGAAGUUCACCUCAAGUUCUCCGCCAAGCUUCACAGUGAGGUGGAAAAGCCGCUGAUGAACUUCCGAGAGAACUUCAAGAAAGACAUGAAGAAGUGCGACCACCACAUCGCAGACCUCCGCAAGCAGCUGACCAGCCGCUACGCCGCGGUGGAGAAGGCCCGGAAGGCACUCACGGAGCGGCAGAGAGACCUGGAGAUGAAGACCCAGCAGCUGGAGAUCAAGCUGAGCAACAAGACGGAGGAGGACAUCAAGAAGGCACGGAGGAAGUCCACGCAGGCGGGAGAUGAUCUCAUGCGCUGCGUGGAUCUCUACAACCAGGCCCAGUCCAAGUGGUUUGAAGAGAUGGUGACCACCACGCUGGAGCUGGAGCGGCUGGAGGUGGAGAGGGUGGAGAUGAUCCGGCAGCAUCUGUGCCAGUACACGCAGCUGCGGCACGAGACGGACAUGUUCAACCAGAGCACAGUCGAGCCUGUGGACCAACUGCUCCGAAAGGUGGACCCCGCCAAGGACAGGGAGCUGUGGGUCAGAGAGCACAAGACGGGCAACAUUCGCCCUGUGGACAUGGAGAUCUAGCCGCGUGGCCGGGGUCCUGCUGAGGAGGGGCUGCGGGUCCCACGGAGAGGAGGUGGCAGUCCCGCCAGGGGCGGGGGGGCUGCUGCCGCGCGGAGCUGCCCUCCCACCCACUCCCCUGGUCCCUCAAGGAGAGGGGAUGGGGCCGCCAGGAGGGCGGCCCCGACGGCCUGUGAGGAGCUCCCCAGUGUCCCGGGCCAAGAAGGCGGACCCACAGCCCUGCCCUUGUCCCUGAGGCAGAAGCCCCUCACUGCCCCCCCAGUUCUACGCCAUGCUUGCCACUCUGAGAACAGACUGAGGCUGGAACUCUGUGGCCCCUGCUGAGCCCCAGAGGCCCCUCCCCACCCAGAGCCAGCUGGGUCGCACACCCCUGGAAGCCCCAAGGCCCUUCCUCCAACUGGUCCCCUGUCUCCAGGGCUUUGGAGGGGCAGGGAGGGGGGUCUCUGUCUCCAAGCCAAGCAUCAGGAUCAGCAUCGUGGAUAGAAGGUACCCUUCAGCUUAGCAGCCUGCGCCCAGAAUCCUUUGCGGCCCUCCCUCUUUAGUUUCUUUCCCAUUGCAUCCUGGGCCCCCACAUUCUGGCUCUUCUCUGCUCCUGUUUAUCACCAGGAGUCUUGGGGAGAAGGCCGAGCUCCUGUUUGCCCAGACGGACCCUGCCUGGAGAGGUCAGGAUGGAACUACCUCAUUCAGCAGAUUAGCCCCGAGUCGGAGCACGGAAUCGUGUCUCCUGUUAGAUCAGGCCUUCUCUGUCAAGUGUCCCCUCUGGCAACUCACUCCUCCCGCCCUCGCGCAUCCCCAGGGCCUGGGUCAGUCCCACAAGGGAGAUGGGUCGGGGCAGGCCUGUCCACCCAACCCCCCUGCCCCCCAGAUGGCUUCACCCGCUUGUGCACCGUGAGUUGGGACCACUGUCCCUCGUAUGGCUUUCACAGGCAGGCACGGUACAGGCGUUGCAGACCCUCGUGGCCAUAGUAUGUGUCACCAUCCAGGCAGCCCGCCCCCUCGGCCCCUCAGCUUCCUCUGCACGGUCCAGAGCCCUGCACGGAGCCCGUGCUUGGUGCUGGUACCACGCUGCCCUUUCCCAUCUCCCGGGGGAGAGCCUGGGCUGAGUGUGACCUGGGAAGCUCUCAGCACUGCCACUGGGUCCUCCCUUAUCACGUCCCCCCUUCAACGUGACAUGUUGAGAAUCAGCUCGAGGGGCCCCGGAAGAGGAGGCGGCUGAAGGAGGCCACGCGGCUCGCAAGGCGCAGAUCCCAGCCUGGAACCCAGGCCCUGAGGUCCCAUCUUUCUUGGUCAUCUUUCCCACUGAUUAUCUGCAGUUUACAGGACCCACAGGUCUCUCCUAAGGGCCGAAGUCUAAGAGCACAACUCAGUAGGUUUUUCUUUCUGACGUGCAUGCUGGUCACCGGUGACUCGUUGAUCUGGAAUCUUUCGGCCCCUCUUUCAUUGAGGUCAGAAAGGCACCCUCGUGGUUAUAGGAGAAAGAUGCCCCAUAUCCUAAAGCAAACCAAGCUUUUUUUUUCCCCUUACUGAAACCUCCCAACCGAAAAGGUCAGUGCAAAGACGUCCCCAGCAUGAAGGCCAGCGGGACAGCUCUGUAUCAGGUACAGAGACCCCUCCUUCCAGUCUGGGGUGGGGCCGUGACACCAGCCACCAGUUUGGGGAUAUCGUUUCUUGGUUUCUUUAUAUAUAUAUAUAUAUA